Messenger RNA from Thamnophis elegans (Western terrestrial garter snake), 2425 nucleotides. RefSeq names its product interferon alpha/beta receptor 1-like. The record is from RefSeq and is a predicted model, not a curated record. Lineage: Eukaryota; Metazoa; Chordata; Lepidosauria; Squamata; Natricidae. Gene Ontology annotation, molecular function: protein binding. The transcript is spliced from 11 exons. The coding region runs from base 163 to 1809 and encodes 548 amino acids.
CCUUGCGAGGGUGCUGCAGCGGCAGAUCUUCGCGGUUCCAGCCCGUCUGGUCAUGUGACGUGACGGUUCUGGGCAAGGCCACAGAACAAGCAGCCCGAGGUUAUCGGCGCUAGUCAAUGGCUUCUCGCAUCGCUUCGGAACGGCUCUUAGGUGGGACGAGGCAUGGAAGGGGCGCGCCUAUGGCUUGUGGUGGCAGCCGUGCUGGGAAUGGGGUCGAAGAGCAUGGGUUUAAUAUGUCUGGAACACCCACAAAAUGUUACCAUCAGUGUUAUUAAUGCAAAUAUUACACUGAAAUGGGACUGGGAUAAUCCAUGUGGCCUCAAUGUAACAUUUUCAGUACAAUACCACACACACUCUGCAAUCUGGGCAGCUGUUCCUCAAUGUCAGAAUAUAAUUGUCACAGAAUGUGAUCUCUCAUCAACAAUUCAAGAUUAUUAUUCAUCUUAUAAUGUGGCUAUAAGAGUGAAUACUCUGAAAAAUCACUCUCCUUAUGCCUUUUUAGAAUUUACUCCUUAUGUAAAAGCUAAAGUGGGUCCUCCAGGAGUUUGGUUUGAAACAAUAUAUGGAGAUGUAAAAAUCAAUAUUUUGCAUCCUGAGGCAGAUCAACAAAAAAUGUGGAAGCAAGACUCAUUAGAAUAUCAGUUAACUAUCUGGAAAAAUGGAACCCAUUCUGAGGAAAAAACACAAUCGAUUUUCCCAGGUGAAAUCAUUUAUGAUCUUAAACCAGAAACUACUUACUGUUUGAAAGUUAAAGCAGAUACAGGUCAUCACUUUUCUUUUUACAGUCCCGUGCAUUGUAUACAGACUUCUAAAGUUUGGAUUGGACCACCUCGUCCUGAAAAUCUUCAAAUUAAUAGCGUGAAUAUGAAACAUCUCUUAUAUUGGGAUAAUAUAGAUUAUCAUGGAAAUGUGAACUUCAUAGUACAACGUCUUUAUGGAUACAAAGCCCAUCAUUCUCUUGAUAUUUCAAAGGACUGGAAAAAUGUACCUCAAUGUGAAAAUAUCCGAACUAAAUUUUGUAAUCUCCCAUCUUACAUUGGCCCCAAUGGAAUUUACUAUCUCCGUGUGCAGGCAAUACAUAAUCAUAACAAGUCACCUUGGUCUAAAACCUUAGAAUUUAAACCUAUGGAACAAACUGAAAUGGGCCCACCAAAUGUUUCAGUCAAUGCCAGUGAGGAUUCAAUUAAUGUUUUCAUCGCGUCUCCUGGAGAGUCUGAAAACAAUCCAAUGAGUGAUAUAUAUGACCUGACUUACAAUGUUUGGUACUGGACUUCAUCCAUCAAGAAGGAACUCAGACGUAAACCAUCACAGUUUACAAUCUCAAAUCUGAUCUCCUCAACAUUAUAUUGUUUAAAAGUGCAAGCAUUUUCCGAAUUAUAUAAUAAAAGUAGUGCUUUUAGCAAUGUAACUUGCAUAAAAACAGCCAAAGGAGAAUCUUCACAUCUCAUCCCAUUUAUUUCUCUUGGCGUGUUUUUUAUAAUAUGUGUCUUCAUUGUUAUUUUCUGUGCUUGGAGAAAUAUAAACUAUGUAUUCUUCCCAAAAUGUAAACCUCCAAGGGUCAUAGACAUAGAGACCUUUGGAGAAAAGGAUUUGAACAUAUUGUAUUUCCCAACUGCAGAAGAGCAAACAGACAAAUGUAUGGUCAUAAAUUCCAGUGUUGCUCUUCCAUGUACAGUUAACCUGGAUGAUGUCAGAUUCGAUAGAGAGUUGGAACAGAUCAGUCAAGACUCAGGAAACUAUUUUAUUGAUGACAUUAUCAUUUCUGGAGAUAACGACUCCCGUCAAUCCUCAGAACUAAUAACAGUAUAAUGCAAGAUAAUGCAAGCUGGAAACAAGAUGAGGAAAGCAUCAUAAUGAGGAAAACUUGCUAAUUAUAGAAAUAAUCUAUAUUACCAUUAGUCUAUAAAGAACAAAGACCUAUGCCUAAAAGUGGGCCACAAGCUGCCUUUGCGGCCAUGAUUUUGAGCUUUGGGGCCUGCUGCUGGAAGAGCCACAAAUUUGUUUUCUCUUCUUAAAAUGCUAUAGGAAAAAAUGACUUUAUAUGACUGGUGCUGAAAUCAUAUUCCUGUGUUUAUGUAUACAUACAAAAAACACACCUGGGCAUUUCAUUUUUACAGUAUUAAUUGUAGUGGAUUCUAAGUGACUGAUUGUAGGCUGAGCCAGCCUAUAGGAGUUUUCUAAAGUAUUUAAAGAAAAAGUCUACUCAUCGUUUUAAAAGGAAGGAAAGAAGGAAAGAAGAGUGUCUGUGUGUACCAAAUAUAUGCAGUGGUUAUGUUUUCCUUGUGCUGUAUGAUCACAGUACUGUGUGGGACUGCCGUGGAAUAAGCCUUGCUACAAAGCUCAAAGUCUAUUGAGCAGUAAUACCCUGAUGUAUGCCAGUGAGACUUGGACUGUAUAUAGGAGGCAGACUAGGCAAUUGAACCUC